This is a messenger RNA of Neodiprion fabricii, 2468 nucleotides long. RefSeq lists its product as uncharacterized. The transcript has 2 exons. The record is from RefSeq and is a predicted model, not a curated record. Bases 866 to 2461 code for a protein of 531 amino acids. NCBI's taxonomy places the organism in Eukaryota, Metazoa, Arthropoda, Insecta, Hymenoptera, Diprionidae.
UCAGUCAACACCCAAACUGCCCGGGCGAAGCGAAGUUCGGCUUACCCGCAGCAAGAAGGCAGCACUAAGCAGAGCACAGAUCACCCGACAAUCGAUAGCCAAUCAAUGAAUCUCUAGUUCAAAUUCACUGACACUUGCGCAUUUCGCUAUUCUCUGACGUCAUUCGCUAUGAAUUUUCUGAUUGGCUCUUAGCUAUGGGACAUGCUUAGUCUUCCUCACGGGGAAGAAGAUUCGUUUUCUAACGGUUUCCGCCAUUAUUCUUCUUUCGGCUACCUCAAGAUCACCUCGUGUUCUUCUCUCAGCUAAUUUUUCUAAUUGCUUGGCUUCUGUUAACCAAAAUUACUGUGUGUAAAUUCGCUUUAAAUCAAUUAUUUAAUUAAUUGUGUUUUGGGUGCAUUCGCUGCCACGUGUUACUCUUGGCAUUGUAUUUAUUCGGGUAAUUCGCUAACUGUAUAUAGUGUACAAUAAAUAUCAUUAUAAUUUUUUUGUUUUUUGCCAAAUUCAGUGCGCGCAGUUUUUUUUAUUUUUCUCUUUUUAUUGUGACAAACUGUAUCAGACCAGAUCCCGAAUUCCUCUAUUGUUACUCGCUUUAACAUUUGGUCCUUCGAGCCGGAUCGGUGCUGGUUUGGUCACAAUAGAAUUGUGCUUGGCUUAUUCUCUGGGUUAUUUCUCACGUUAACAAUUCGUGUUCAGCAUUUGGUGUAUUCGCUGUGCAGUGCCAAUCUGGUGAAAAGCUAAGUGUCAAAGGCAUCGCUGGACACAUCGGGUGUCGCCUUUGGCGGUCAGUGUACACCGGUACAUAGAACUUUUCCGUAUCAUUUGACCGAAAACUUAGUUCCGGGUCACCAGCACUGUUAUUCGCAUCAUGUCUCUCAACAACAAGGCUGCGCUGCAGCAGGACCGGGUUGAUUCUCUGGCCAACAUUGAUCAAAGACUCACGCCUGAGGCACUUCAGGCGAUGUCUCUCGAGCAAGCCAUGGCCCAGUUGGCUUUAGUCAAUAGAACCGUCGACCGUAUUGAGGCCUUGCACGAACGCAUUUACGAGGAGCACGAAGAAGUGCUCGAACAUGAGUACCACACCGCUCAGGUCUAUCAACGUGGUGCAACGCUGUACGGGAGCCUGCAGACCCGCUUGGAGGCCAAGGUGAACUCCCUGAAGGCAGAGGCGACACCUAGGCAUGCAGAUGCUACACAAUUUUUCGCGACUGGGCCAUCCUCUACUAAAUUGCCUCACAUAAAACUACCGACAUUCGACGGGGAUUAUACGAAAUGGCGUGGGUUUAGGGACUUAUUCACCACCCUCAUAAUUGAUGCCGAGCAACUCACUGGGGCACAGCGCAUGUCCUACCUCAAGACGCAACUCAAGGACGAUGCACUGGCACUCAUCGCAAACGUGCCUCUUACAGACGAGGCAUUCCCUGCUGCUUGGGAUCUCCUCGUCGCGCGUUAUGAUAACCCUCGUCGGCUUCUCAACACCUACUUGGAGGAACUCCUCACCACAGAGCCAGUGCCUAAUCACUCGGCACCUCAGCUAAACGCACUUGUAUUACAGACACAGAAAAUUAUCGAUGCGAUGGGAACCUUACGAGUCUCCAUUGCGGACUGGGACCCUAUCCUGGUUUUCGUCACCCUCAGACGUCUGGUACCAGAACUUAGGGAGGAGUGGGAGAGUACCCUGGGCAUCUCGAAUGAGCUGCCGGCGUACCAGAAAUUACAAGACUUCCUCAUCGGGAAGGUACGCGCCUGGGAGAUCAGCGCCAUCGGAGUCACCUCACGACCAACUUCACCCAAGGAGGACAAGGCUUCAACCUCCAAGCUGCUAAAAACCUCUAGCAAGCCCCCAAACACACGGUCACCCUCACAUUCCAGCAAGACUGCAAGUACCCCCUCUGGUUCCACCGCUCAAGUAUACUAUACACCUAAAGAGGCUACAGAUGAACCAGGCAUCUGCCAACUGUGUAGGCAAAAGCACUUUAUUUUGUACUGUCAGCAAUUUAAGGUUGCCUCUGUCGCACAGCGCCGUACUAUGGUUCAAGAUCAUCGACUGUGCUGGAAUUGUUUGGGACGCCACCGCUCACAGGACUGCCGCACCACUACAAGAUGUCGCCACUGUGGCAACAAGCACCACACGGCCAUCCAUGAAGAAUCUCGGGCUAAUCCUCAACCGACUGCUGCUUCGGGCAGCUCAGGGCUCAAUUCUCUGGAAACAAUAGCCUUACUUGCUACAGCAACUUGCAGGGUAUAUUCGACAACGGGAGCUCCUCUGACAGCCAGACUUCUGAUAGAUCAAGGUUCUGAGCUGUCAUUCAUGACGAAUUCGCUACACAAGAAACUGGGACUUCCUCUGAAAUCCGCAAACGUGGGCCUACGGGCCAUCGGCAACACAUCUGCUGGCCGCACAUUGGGCUCAUGCACUGUUGAGCUACAUUCGCUAUAUGGGAAGAAUUCGCUAAAAAUAUAGGCCCACA